Colletotrichum fioriniae is the source of this 708-nucleotide messenger RNA. The record is from RefSeq and is a predicted model, not a curated record. Lineage: Eukaryota; Fungi; Ascomycota; Sordariomycetes; Glomerellales; Glomerellaceae.
AUGAACAAUCUCAUAUUAGCAGUAAUCGGCCCCAAAGGCUGUGGUAAGACGACCUUCAUCCGAUCCCUGUUCGAAACCGCAGGCGACUACGCAGUUGCCCAAGAUGACGACGUUAGCAUACACACCGCCAACCUCGAUGAACAGAACCUCCAGAUACAUCUCAUAGACACACUCGGCCUCUCCCCCGACAAGCGGUACCUCCCAGACACCAAUACACUCAACUACAUCAAGACCCGGCUCGAAUCCAUGGACAAACAAAUAGACGGCGUCAUCUACCUCCAGCGCGUCAUGGAUCUAAGCAACGCUGACUACGCAGUUCGUAACCUGAACGCUUUUUCGAACGUCUUCAGCUCCCGUCGGUUCCGACAUGCCGUCGUGGCUGCCACGAACUGGGAUCGUGUUGCGAGUGAGACUGACAGCUCGGUGCUCGAGGGGUAUUUCUACGAUUAUCUAGACCGUGUGUGUAUAAUCAGCUCAAUGGGAACACGAAUUCAGCGAGCGAGACUGAGCGACUCAACAGAUGCAAGCCGGGAUCUUUUGGAAAGUAUUCGGCAUGUCGAGAGCCCGGAGCCGUCUCCGCCGCCUUCACCACCACCACCACCUACCCCGGCUUCACCGUUACCUUCGUCUCCCGCCCCCGACGAAUCUUGGGCUCCUGGUGGUCAGGAUCGUGAGAGGGUCGAGCACGUGUUGGCAGAUUCUGAGUAG